Molecule: messenger RNA, 1066 nt
Organism: Zingiber officinale
Lineage: Eukaryota; Viridiplantae; Streptophyta; Magnoliopsida; Zingiberales; Zingiberaceae
Product: protein TIFY 3-like
Exons: 5
Coding region: 83-724 (213 amino acids)
Biological process (GO): response to wounding; regulation of defense response; regulation of jasmonic acid mediated signaling pathway
Cellular component (GO): nucleus
Source: RefSeq, a predicted model, not a curated record
GAACGUGAGCCUCUUCCUCAGUUCCUCCUCGCCGUUUACCUCUUCUCGGACAAGGCAAAACGAGCGGCUAGCGAGCGCAUCGAUGGAUCUCUUCGAGGCGCAGAGCAAGGUGAUCUCGAGCGAUCGGUCCGAGGUCGGAUCCAUGAAGAAUUUGGAGGAUGGUGCUCCAGAUUUCGCCCUCAAUGGCUCCGCUGCCGAGACUUGCGUCAGGAACUUUCCGAUGAUGGUGCCAAAGCAAAAACCACCAGCAGCCUCGCAGUUCAUCAUGUUUUAUGGCGGAUCCGUCAAUGUAUAUGACGCUGUCUCUCCAGAAAAAGCACAAGCUAUCAUGCUCAUUGCUGCAGCCACAGCAGUGGCCUCAAGGGCUUCUGCCAAUAAAGCUGCUUCUGCGUCUGCUUGCACAACAGCCCCAGCCGUAGUUGGUCCUGGUGCUGUUAUUACAUCUGCACCAUCACCGGCUGCACCAGUGCUCACAAGAAGUCUGUCAUUUCUCAGCUCUUCAGCUUCAGCAGAAGGUGUUCUAGUGAAACAACCUCAGCUUACUUUUAAUUCGAGCAGUUCGCUCAGCAAGCUGCAAGAUGAGCUCCCUAUUGCCAGGAGGCACUCACUUCAGCGCUUCUUGGAGAAGCGUCGUGACAGGGUGGUGAGCAAAGGCCCUUAUACUAAAUCGAUGCCUAAGGACACAGCAGAAGUGGCUUCUGAAGGACAGCCUCAGCUCAUAUGACCACUUUCAAAUCCAUGUCUACCUCCAACUGGUGUUUAUAUUGUUGUAACCUGCUGCUGCUGUUUUUAGUCUAUCGAAGAACUGUGAAUUCCUGCCGUUUCAGUUUGUUGUCUUAUUGCUACCGAAAGGCGUAACGUUGUGCUAAAGCUUCUUCAAAACUCGGGUAUAUUAAUUUGCCCCCUGAACCUUUUAUGUUGUAAAAUAAAACAAUAUCAAUGUCAUUUGCUUGUGGAACAUUCUGUUCAUUUGGAGUUGGGAGUUCAGUUUGAGAUCUAUAGUUUGUGAUUUGUUGCUAUAAAAUUAGACGAAUAUUUAAAUGCAUUUGGGAUGGUGUUUAAAUCA